GUUCUCGUCAUUUAACUAUUGUUGCGGGACCGUACAAUCUCCCACGUUUUUCCGGAGGAAGAGAAUGAGCACAUGGUGUCGAUGAUGUAGCGACAUCAAAACCAAAAGCGGAGAGAGGCUCUUACUCGACAGACUCAUCGGAAUCUCUUCUCUUCCGUUUCUCACCAACGAUGAUCUGAUCUAAAUCUCCUCCAAAAAAAAAAGGAAAAAGAAAAGAAGCAAUCGCUCCAAAUGGAUGCGGUAGCAGUUGCAAUCGGCAGUAGUAGCUUCCGUACCUUUAGCUGCAGAAAAUCGAAGUCCCCUUCUUUCAAUCCCGUCUAUUCCAAUCCUCUAUCUUCUCUCCUCCGCAGGCCCUUCUCUCGCUGCCCUAACACUCGCCCUCUCCGAUCUCGGCCGUCUGGUUCCCGAGCCCACGGCGAUCACACUCAUCAUCACACCCAUCAAGAUCAUCACGCCCAUCACAAUCACCACCACCAUCACCACCAUCAACACCAUGAUCAUCAUCAUCAAGAGACAAAGCUGACGGGGACUCAGGAAGCCGUCCUUAGCUUUGCAAGAAUGACACGGUGGGCCGAGCUGGCGGACUUCCUUCGGGAGCAUUUGCAGCUUUGUUGCUGUUCUACGGCUCUGCUCCUUGCUGCUGCCGCUUGCCCGUAUUUUCUCCCGAAGCCAGUCAUUAAACCUCUCCAGAAUGCUUUCAUCACUGUCGCGUUCCCUCUCGUUGGUGUAUCAGCAGCCCUUGAUGCGGCUAUGGAUAUUGCUGCUGGUAAGGUAAAUAUCCAUGUCCUCAUGGCUCUUGCAGCAUUCGCAUCUGUAUUCAUGGGAAAUUCCCUUGAAGGAGGCUUGCUUCUUGCAAUGUUUAAUCUAGCCCAUAUUGCGGAAGAAUAUUUCACAAGCCGCUCAAUGAUUGAUGUUAAGGAGUUGAAGGAGAAUAAUCCAGAUUUUGCACUUGUACUGGAAGGAGAUGACAGCAUGACACCUCAUUUCUCCUCACUGUCAUACAAAAGGGUUCCUGUGCAUGAUCUGGAAGUGGGUUCUUACAUCUUGGUCAAAGCUGGUGAGGCUGUGCCAGUAGAUGGGGAAGUUUUUCAGGGUAGAUCUACUAUUACAAUUGAGCACCUAACUGGGGAAGCCAGGCCACUGGAGAGAAAAGUUGGGGAUAGAAUUCCAGGCGGUGCGAGGAACUUGGAUGGAAUGAUGAUAGUCAGAGCGACCAAUACAUGGAAAAAUUCUACAUUGAGCAGGAUUGUUCAAUUGACUGAAGAAGCACAACUAAAUAAGCCAAAGCUGCAACGGUGGCUAGAUGAAUUUGGAGAGCGUUACAGCCAGGUUGUUGUAGUUCUUUCUCUUGCGGUUGCCCUCAUUGGACCAUUUCUUUUUAAGUGGCCAUUUAUUGGCUCCUCAGCUUCCAGAGGAUCCAUUUACCGGGCAUUGGGGCUUAUGGUUGCAGCAUCUCCUUGUGCAUUGGCUGUUGCUCCUUUGGCAUAUGCUACUGCAAUAAGUUCUUGCGCAAGUAAGGGAAUAUUGCUCAAGGGUGGGCAUGUAUUAGAUGCUCUAGCAUCUUGUCACUCCAUUGCAUUUGAUAAGACUGGAACGUUGACAACUGGAGAGCUAAUGUGCAAAGCGAUUGAGCCAAUUCAUGGACAUUGGACGGGAGCAGACUCAAAAGUUGCAUCGUGUUGUGUUCCUAAUUGUGAAAAGGAAGCUCUUGCUGUAGCAGCGGCCAUGGAGAAAGGAACCACACACCCUAUCGGAAGAGCUGUUGUUGACCACAGUUUAGGGAAAGAUCUUCCGUAUGUUUCUGUUGAAAGCUUUGAAUCCCUUCCUGGUAGGGGUGUGUUUGCAACAUUGACUGGAGUCCAGUCAGGAAGUAAAAGUGGUGAGUUGAAGGCAUCACUUGGUUCUGUGGAUUACAUUGCCUCACUAUGCAAAUCUGAGGCCGACUCAAAAAAGAUAAAGGAAGCUGUGAGCACUUCUGUACAUGGCACGGAUUUCGUUCACGCAGCUCUAUCGGUCAAUAAAAAGGUAACACUAUUUCAUUUCGAAGAUAAGCCCCGACCUAGUGUUGCCAACAUUAUAGCUGCAUUAAGAGAUCAGGCAAAGCUACGUGUAAUGAUGCUAACUGGCGACCAUGAAUCAAGUGCACUGAGAGUUGCAAACACUGUGGGUAUCAAUGAAGUCUACUGCAGCCUCAAGCCCGAGGAUAAGCUUAAUAAAGUGAAAAGUAUUUCAAGGGAUGCUGGUGGAGGUUUAACAAUGGUAGGGGAUGGCAUCAAUGAUGCACCUGCACUUGCUGCUGCUACCGUGGGUAUCGUGCUUGCUCAACGUGCUAGUGCAACUGCUAUCGCUGUUGCAGAUGUGCUGUUAUUGCAGGACAAUAUUUCUGGUGUGCCAUUUUGUCUUGCUAAAGCCCGUCAAACAAUUUCACUGGUGAAGCAAAGUGUGGGACUCGCAUUAUCAUGCAUUGUUUUUGCCGCUCUUCCUUCUGUUCUUGGUUUCCUGCCACUGUGGUUGACGGUUCUUUUACAUGAAGGGGGGACCCUUCUCGUCUGCCUAAAUUCAAUCCGAGCUUUAAAUGAUCCCACUUGGUCCUGGAGAGAGGAUCUCCAACACAUGCUUGGUGGAUUUAAAGAAUCGAUAGCUUUGCUCCUAAAGAGACCUUCCUCCAACACCAUCCAGGCGGCACCCUUGUAACUUGCAUGCUUUGUAGGUUGGUGGUUUUCCGCCCAUUGUUUGUAUGAAUGAAGUACGUGGUUGGGCAUUAGACAUGAGGCUAGUAUGGAAAAUAAUGAAAAUCAUUGUGGGGAGCA
Molecule: messenger RNA, 2810 nt
Organism: Magnolia sinica
Lineage: Eukaryota; Viridiplantae; Streptophyta; Magnoliopsida; Magnoliales; Magnoliaceae
Product: probable cadmium/zinc-transporting ATPase HMA1, chloroplastic
Exons: 13
Coding region: 232-2694 (820 amino acids)
Biological process (GO): monoatomic cation transport
Cellular component (GO): membrane
Molecular function (GO): ATP binding; ATP hydrolysis activity; ATPase-coupled monoatomic cation transmembrane transporter activity
Source: RefSeq, a predicted model, not a curated record